AUUCGAGCCGACCGAACCAUUCGAGCCGACCGAUCUAUUCGAGCCGACCGAACCAAUCGAUUGACCACCAUUUCGAAUCGUCAGAUUCCACCAAGAUGUCGUACUAUAGCCAAACCACCCAGGCACUCAAAUCCGAGGUCUGGAACCUUAAACAAGAGCUUCGCGCUCGAGAGAAGGAGAUAGAGGGGCUUAUAAAGCGUAUCGACAAGGCACUUGACUACACUGAGAACUACCAAGCUGAAAACAAGGCCUUAAAAGCCAAAAACAAAGCUUUAAAAGCCGAAAUUCAAGUCCUUCGCCAGGCAUCCAAGAUCAAAGCAAUCGCUUCUAUUCAACCAGUUCAAGUGGUUGCUUCCAUCCAGCCGGAGCCAGUCGACGGCAGCCACCGCACUUGCAACAAAUGCCAGGCAGUUUUUCUAAGCCGGAACGCUCUCUUCCACCACGUCUAUUCCAACUGUUGUAGCCGACAGCCUGAUGGCCAUGUUCGGCCCAUUGGCUACGUUCAGCCCAGUGGUCGCGAGGACCCGACAGCUUUUUCGUCGCCUAGCCCAGUUCCAUUGCCCAGUUCGGCUCUGUCAAUUGCCCUGGCAACGGCCCAGUCGACGGCCACUUCGACGGCCCAGUCGACGGCCACUUCGACGGCCCAGUCGACGGCCACUUCGACGGGCCAGCCAACCACCCAGCCGACCACCCAGCCAACGGCUCAGCCAACCACCCAGCCGACCACCCAGCCAACGGCUCAGCCAACUGCCCAGCCAACGGCCCAGCCAACGGCUCAGCCAACUGCCCGGCCAACAGCCAAGCCACACACUCACCGAACCCCACGACACUGCACCUGCCGCACCUGCGGCCAGACCUUCGAAUCCAGGAACGGCCUAUUCAACCACUUGCGUGCCCAUGGCCAUGCCAGGCCAUCCCAGGGCACCACAGGGCCGGCCAAGGAAUUGAAGGAUUGGAUCAUCGAGAACACAGGUUGGAGGAGUGGAGGAAUGGUGCGCGUAGACCCCAGGCCACUGCUUGCCCUGUUGGCAAGCCUGGCACUCCCAGGGUGACUCAGG
Messenger RNA from Thermothielavioides terrestris NRRL 8126, 1058 nucleotides. RefSeq lists its product as uncharacterized. NCBI's taxonomy places the organism in Eukaryota, Fungi, Ascomycota, Sordariomycetes, Sordariales, Chaetomiaceae. The transcript has a single exon. Bases 96 to 1052 code for a protein of 318 amino acids. The record is from RefSeq and is a predicted model, not a curated record.